UCGUCGUCAGCCAGUCCAGUCCGGUCGGCGCUCCGCACUGUUCGCUACCAGCUUCCCCCAGCUCCAUCGCCGGCCGCUCCCCGACCUUGCUGCGGGCUUGGAUUUAGUCGAAAAAUGUCUGAAGAGUUUUCGUUGGCAGAUGCACUGCCUGACCAUUCCCCUGCCAAAGCCUCAGCUACAAGUAAUACAAAACCUGGCCAACCUCCACAAGGUUGGCCUGGUUCCAGUCCUUGGAACAACCCAAGUGCUCCACCUUCUAUGCCAUCUGGACUCCCACCAAGUGCAACACCCUCCACUGUGCCUUUUGGACCCGCACCAACCGGAAUGUAUCCAUCUGUGCCUCCCACCGGACCACCUCCAGGACCCCCAGCACCCUUUCCUCCCUCUGGACCAUCUUGUCCCCCUCCGGGUGGUCCGUAUUCAGCCCCAACUGCUGGGCCAUAUCCUACGCCAAAUAUGCCCUUUCCAGAGCUCCCAAGACCAUAUGGUGCCCCAACAGAUCCAACUGCAGCUGGUCCUUUAGGUCCAUGGGGAUCGAUGUCUUCUGGACCAUGGGCACCCGGAAUGGGAGGGCAAUAUCCUGCCCCUAAUAUGCCAUAUCCAUCUCCAGGGCCAUAUCCUGCUCCUCCUCCCCACACACAAGGGGCAGCACCACCUGUUCCAUGGGGCACUGUUCCACCUGGCGCGUGGGGACCACCAGCACCAUAUCCUGCCCCUGCAGGAUCAUACCCUACACCAGGACUCUAUCCCACUCCAAAUAAUCCUUUUCAAGUGCCUUCAGGACCUUCUGGUGCUCCACCAAUGCCUGGUGCCCCUCAUUCUUACCAUUAAACUAAUAAUGGAAGAACAGAUGAUGCUUUGCUUUGUGAAGUACAUAUGUAUGCACAUGAAUGCAUAUAUUAAAAUGAUUUCACUAAGAAACAUAAAAGAACACCUCUUGCACCUCUCAGAAGGUUAUCUGCCUCGUAUACUUGGAUACAUAGUACAUCAGAUGACUACAAUCAGAUAAAAAUGUAAAUCAUCCUAAUGUGAUUUCAUUUGGUUUUAUGGAAAGUUAAAAUGAUUGUGUAUAUUGGAUAGUUCUUUACUACAAUUUGUUUAAUAUGAAUUCUGCAAUUUGGUAAAUUAUGAACCUGCGAACUUAAAUAUCUAAGAUAAUGUGUGGACUAUUGAGAAACUAUAACUUCAUUGAAGAUCUUUCUAUAAUCCUCAAAAUAAAGGAAAACAAUCACAUUUCUAUAAGUUAAGCAAAUUA
This is a messenger RNA of Suncus etruscus (white-toothed pygmy shrew), 1255 nucleotides long. It is a transcript of the gene MAPK1IP1L, whose product is annotated as mitogen-activated protein kinase 1 interacting protein 1 like. The record is from RefSeq and is a predicted model, not a curated record. The coding region runs from base 115 to 831 and encodes 238 amino acids. The transcript is spliced from 4 exons. Lineage: Eukaryota; Metazoa; Chordata; Mammalia; Eulipotyphla; Soricidae.